Molecule: messenger RNA, 895 nt
Organism: Daldinia caldariorum
Lineage: Eukaryota; Fungi; Ascomycota; Sordariomycetes; Xylariales; Hypoxylaceae
Exons: 2
Coding region: 109-645 (178 amino acids)
Source: RefSeq, a predicted model, not a curated record
ACAAGACUUUAAAACAAGCACGCUACCUCCUACUCUACUCCUCUUACCACCACUACUACUACACGCCUCUCAACAACUCUCGCAAGUUUAAAUAAAACAUCACUCACAAUGGGUUUCACUCACUACGCCGGCCCCGCCUCCAACUUCCCUCCCCGCUCGCAGUGGAAGUCCUUCGAGGAGAUCUUCAACGCCAACAAGCCCGCCAUGGCCGCCACCGGCGACAGCGGCGAGGACAUCGGCCGCAUCUGGAACGCCGUUAACGAGUGUGCCAAGAUCGGUGUCGAGGAGCGCGUCAUCUUCGCCAUCAUCAUGCAGGAGAGCACGGGGGACGUCGGGGUGCGCACGACGGUGAACAUGGACGGGCACGGGACCGCGGGGCUCAUGCAGUGCGACGGCAGCCCCGGGUUCCCGGGCCAGCACAACCUCAGCCAGGAGCAGAUCACGUCCAUGGUGCGCGCGGGAACCAACCACUUCAAGCAGAACCUGCGCUCCUUCGGCGACGCCGACACCGCCGACUGCAUCUACAAGGCCCUGCGCGAGUACAACUCCGGCUCCGUCAACCAGGCCGACCUCAGCGACGGCAAGGGCGCCACCCCCUCCUACGUCUCCGACGUCGCUAACCGCCUCCUCGGCCGCACUAACUAGGUGCCUACCUACCUAAGAGAUAUAGUAAGGGGGGAAGUCAAUUUGGAUACACGUACCUAACCUACCUGGUACCAAGCUAGAAUAUAUUGAAGGAAGAGUUAAACCGGCUUAAGUGAUAUAAGCUAUAAUCACAUUCGUUUCUGUAUAUAGAAGUUUAAUACAACAUCACCCUAUGCACACGCACUUGCUAUAUCAUGUACCUAGUGCUAGUGUUGUGUGAAAAGACGCAUUGUUAAGGUAUUGAAAUCGC